AUGGCAUCACCAGCCUCGUUGGCUAGCUACGACAGUGAUGGCAGCGAAAAUCGAAUCUCCUCGAUGCAGAAAAUCGGCAAAGGAGAACCGGUGGACAACGAUGAGUUCGACACGUGGAUGAAGUCGAAGCAGCUGCUAAAGCCGGAUGAUCAGCUCGAUCUGACCGAGGCGGAGCUGGGCGAAGAGAUCCCGAAGCUGCUGUCGACGGAGAACAGGCAUCUGCCGCGCAAUCUGGUCGUGUACGACUUCCGGGAGGGUGCGUUCCUGCCAGUGCCGCCGCCCGAGAACACGAUAACGCUGCUAGAGUUCGAGGGCACCUCCAUCCACAAGGAUACGGAUGAGGCGAAGGAGCAGAUCUCGCGCAAGGGCACCGACGAGUUAAAUGUCACCCUGGACAAACCGAAGGAAACUCUCGCCGACGACCAGGAGGACACGAAAAAGCCCGACACACCGGAAACUGGUGACGGCGAAGAGGGUGAACGAGAUGAAGAUGAAGCCGAAGCUGAGGGUGAAGGCCAGGAGCAGGAGGAAGAGGUACAACCACCACCUGAGGAGGAAGCACCCAAGAAGAAGCUUACGAAUCAGUUCAACUUUUGCGAACGAGCCGCUCUGACGAUAGCAAAUCCAUCAAGGUCAGUGGACACUCAAACGAUUCCGCCGCCGCGAUCGUCGUUUGGCGCAAGCGUACUCCAGUGGGUGAUCUACGAUUCGUACAUCGAGGAUUACGCGCAGCAGCAGCGCGAGAAGGAACGCGAGAAGGAAAAGAAACCAGGACUUCAACGGCGUGACGAGAAGAGCCGCAAGGACGAGAAGGCAAAACAGGCGGAAGAGUUCAACAAGCGGUACCUGCAGGCGUGCCAGAUUAUCGAGCGUAUGGUGAAUCAGAAUAUAUACGACGAGAUCGCCCAGGAUUAUCGCUACUGGGAAGAUCCUUCCGAUGAGUUCCGCGAAGAGGAAGGCACAUUGCUACCGCUGUGGAAAUUUUCCUACGAGCGAACUAAGAAAAUGUGCGUCACUGAUCUUUGCUUCAAUACGCUGUACUACGACUUGUUUGCCGUCUGCUUCGGAACACUGGAUUUUAUGAAACAGAACGCCGAGGGAGCCGUUUGUUUAUUCACGAUAAAAAAUCCUUCAUUUCCAGAUUAUAGAAUUGCAACAGAAAGCGGCGCAAUGUGUUGCGAUAUUCACCCAAAGUAUCCGUAUCUGAUCGCGAUUGGACUGUACGAUGGAAAUGUGAUCGUGUACAAUCUGCAGGUUGGAACGAAGGAGGGUCCCGUGUAUAUCUCGCACGGUGUAAACGGCAAGCACGCGGAAUGCGUGUGGGAGAUCAAGUGGGGCCCGGACAUGCAGGAUGGUGAGAUUAACUUUUUCUCCGUGUCCGCGGAUGGGAAAGUUUUCAACUGGGUGUUAAUGCAAAACAAGCUCGCAAUUACGACCAUCAUCACGCUAUUUCUCGAGCUGGAUCAGGUGAGCGGUCCAGAUGGUACGGCACUGCGGUUGAAAGGUAGCGGCACCUGCAUGGUAUUCCAUCCCCACAAUCCGGAAAUUUUCCUCGUCGGUACGGAGGAGGGUUACAUCUUUAAGUGCAGCACUGCAUACAGCUCGAAAUAUCUGAUGACGUAUCAUGCGCACUACCUGCCCGUCCACCGGAUGGAUUACAACAAGUUCAAUUCGAACAUUUUCGCUUCGUGUAGUGGCGAUUGGCGGGUGAAGAUUUGGGAGGACAUGCGACCCGAACCGCUGUUCAUAUUCGAUCUCGGGUCGUCGGUAGGCGACGUCAAGUGGGCACCGUACUCGAGCACCGUCUUCGCCGCGGUAACAACCGAGGGCAAGGUGUUUGUGUUCGAUCUGAACGUGAACAAGUACAAAGCCAUCUGCACCCAGGCGAUCGUUUCGAAGCGUAAGAACAAGCUCACCCGGCUGGCGUUCAACCAGAAGCUACCGUUUAUCAUCGUCGGAGACGAUAAAGGAACGACGAUAACGUUGAAGCUUUCACCCAACCUGCGCGUCAAGACCAAAAUGGGCAAAAAGGCAGGCGUUGUUGAUCCACAGUUGCUCGAAAGCCAGAAGCUGGAUCGAUUGCUUUCGCUGGUCCGUGAGCUACCGGAGGGCGAAAUGGUGAAGGAAACCGUUUCGACCGUCGCAUCGAACUAA
Molecule: messenger RNA, 2154 nt
Organism: Anopheles marshallii
Lineage: Eukaryota; Metazoa; Arthropoda; Insecta; Diptera; Culicidae
Product: dynein intermediate chain 2, ciliary
Exons: 10
Coding region: 1-2154 (717 amino acids)
Biological process (GO): cilium movement; outer dynein arm assembly
Cellular component (GO): outer dynein arm
Molecular function (GO): dynein light chain binding; dynein heavy chain binding
Source: RefSeq, a predicted model, not a curated record